Messenger RNA from Topomyia yanbarensis, 2392 nucleotides. Its product is annotated as tetraspanin-33-like. The transcript has 3 exons. Gene Ontology annotation, biological process: protein maturation; protein localization to plasma membrane. NCBI's taxonomy places the organism in Eukaryota, Metazoa, Arthropoda, Insecta, Diptera, Culicidae. Gene Ontology annotation, cellular component: membrane. Bases 382 to 1221 code for a protein of 279 amino acids. The record is from RefSeq and is a predicted model, not a curated record.
UCAAAGAAGCUGUGGACGUUUUGGGGUUUUCACUCGUUUGUUCGUUCAGUAGAUCGUAGGUGUAGAAAAAAUCUUGUUUUAGAAAGCGUUUUGAGCAUUUUCAGCACAAAGCUGAUGAUUAAUACCUUGGAGAAGCAGCAGAUCGAAUGUUGCAUUUUCGCUUCCGGUUUGCAGUGGUUCUUGGUGGUACAUAGUACUGCUUUUGCCCAGCAUUUGACGAACAAACCAAGGCCAGCUGAGAUCGAGUAUAAUUUUGGUUCCAAGUAGAAGGGUAAAAGCUUUACGUAAACCUGAAAUCCGAGAGCUAUUGGCAUUGAGACGUGCUUUGUUCUUUUUGUGUGAAGGGAAAGCUAGAUUAGAGGCACAAUUGCUCGUUACGGGAUGCCUCAGCCGUACCGCUAUCCAACGCAGAAUUUCACGUACGUGAGUUCGUGCGUGAAGUAUAUGAUAUUCCUCCUGAAUUUUAUCUUUUGGUUAUUCGGAGGUUUAUUGAUCGGAAUCGGUUUCUAUGCGUUUGUUGACAAAUGGCAGGCCACUGGGUUAAUCAAGCUGGAGACGUUCUACGAUAUUGUGCUGAACAUUUCGUUGGUCAUGAUAAUCGCAGGAGGAAUCGUAUUUGUUGUCAGCUUUGCAGGAUGUUUGGGAGCGCUCCGGGAAAAUACCUGUCUGCUAAAGUUCUAUUCUCUGUGUUUGCUUAUGUUUUUCCUGUGCGAGAUGGCGGUUGCAAUCGUGGGUUUUGUGUUUCCCCACAAGAUGAAUAUUGUGCUGGAAGAGUCAUUCACCGAUAAGAUCAUUACCACCUACCGAGAUGAUCCGGAUUUGCAAAAUCUGAUAGAUUUUGCCCAGCAAGAAUUCCACUGUUGUGGACUCAGCAAUGACGGUUAUCUGGAUUGGGGCAAGAACGAGUACUUUAAUUGUUCAUCGCCGAGUGUGGAGAAGUGUGGUGUUCCGUACAGUUGUUGCAUCAACGCAACCGACAUCUCCUCCGGGCUGGUCAACAUUAUGUGCGGUUAUCACAUUCAGCAGCAGUCGGUGGCCGCGGCUAGCAAAAAAAUUUGGACAAGUGGAUGUAUCGAGAUUGUUCGCGUUUGGGCCGAACGCAAUCUGUAUCUGAUAGCAGGCAUAGCCCUGGGAGCGGCCCUCAGUCAGCUGUUUGUGAUCUAUCUGGCCAAAACGUUGGAAGGUCAGAUCGAUCUGCAGAAAAGUCGCUGGUCGUCGUGAGCUUACGUGGGCUGGGGUGGCGGACGAGCGGUUUAAGCGUGGAGAUAAUGAAUGGACUGACAUGACUACCGAUUAGAUACCACUGAUAAAUGUUUACUAAAUAGAAACGUUCGUCGGGGCAAACUCUCGUCACAUAUUUGACCGUUAGAUUACUGGAGUGGAAAACGCAUGAUCUGUUUAUGGUAUAGUCGUAGAUCCUUCUUCUAUCGAUUAAAAGAGCAAAAGCUAACAAUUGGUGUUCCCCGUACAUCCAACUUCCGUUCACGUUCAUUCAUACAAACUAGGAAAUACGUACCAACAACAAUGACACAUACAUUCACAUUUUACACAAAACCAGAGAGCGUAAUUAUCUCGAGCGACUGGCUCAACCGAUGCAUUUCUUGACGAUGUAGGAUGCAUACUUUUAAGAUACCACGUUGUUCCAAUAUUUGAAAAAACAAAUAGAUUUUCUCUAAGUUUAGAAUAAAAUGACUGAACUAUUGUACUGUUUCGUUCGGCAUUUGUAAGGGCCCCAUACCGCCUCUCCGAUCAAUGAAUAGCAUUCCUCCUCGAAUGGUAUUUUCUCUAUGCUACCCAUAAUCACUUAUUUGUCCAAGGUUCCGAAGGAUCUCCUUCUCACAUGGGACUGAUUUGCGAUUAUAGGCAGUGUGAGACUUGAGCAAUAAUUUCUAUUGAUCUUUGCAUAGAACAUAGACUGGAUAUAUCUUAUUAGUCAAGCUAACUUCUAUACUCCAAGUAUUACCGUCACUUAUCUCUGCACGUUUUGCAUGCGUUCAGCAACUGUGAACAUAAUAAAAAAAAUCUCAUCUUUAUUACGUACUUUUCGUUAGAUUUAUAUUCUAUGCGGUUUUAUAUCAGAAGGUUUUUAACAUCGAUAACUAGACAAAUGCUCUUUCCCACAACCACUCACUAUCAAAUAACGGAUGUUUCGUGUAUUAUUAGAAAGGGAAAUAAAAAUCAAAUAAUGACCAUUCAAGAUAAAAUGGCUGAAUUCAGUAAUUUCUCUGUUUCAUGUGCAAAAGAAGAAAUAUUAACGUAACAUAAAUGGAAAAGAAUCAAUAGAAGUAGUAAGCUAUGUCAUUAUUUGUAAAGCUCAAAGAUAGCAAUUAGAGUUACGAACAAGCCAAUAACGAUAUCAAUAAAAAAACGCUGGUGUCAUACAGAAAACUUA